Letharia columbiana is the source of this 1257-nucleotide messenger RNA. RefSeq lists its product as uncharacterized. Gene Ontology annotation, molecular function: acetyl-CoA C-acetyltransferase activity. The coding region runs from base 1 to 1257 and encodes 418 amino acids. The transcript is spliced from 4 exons. The record is from RefSeq and is a predicted model, not a curated record. Gene Ontology annotation, biological process: ergosterol biosynthetic process; fatty acid beta-oxidation. Lineage: Eukaryota; Fungi; Ascomycota; Lecanoromycetes; Lecanorales; Parmeliaceae.
AUGGCUCCUCCCACAAUGACUCCUGUAUACAUUGUUUCUGCUGUCAGGACCCCAAUUGGACAAUUCCAAGGGUCACUUGCAAGUCAGACUGCCAUUCAGCUAGGCUCUCACGUCAUCAAAUCUGCCUUAGAGCGAGUCCCCAAUGUCAAGCCUGGAGAGGUCGACGAAGUGUACUUCGGCAAUGUCCUCUCAGCAAACCUCGGCCAGAAUCCUGCCCGCCAAUGUGCCAUCAACGCUGGCAUGCCAAACUCGACUGUCUGCACCACCAUAAACAAGGUCUGCGCCUCCUCCCUCAAAGCCAUCAUCCUCGCCACCCAAACGAUCAUGACCGGCAACGCCUCUGCAAUCAUAGCUGGUGGCACCGAAUCCAUGUCCAAUGUGCCCCAUUAUCUCCCCACUCUCCGAGCCGGCAGCAAAUUUGGUAAUGCAACCCUUGUCGACGGCCUGCUGCGUGAUGGCUUGACAGAUGCUUACUCCUCCGAGCACAUGGGUCUACAGGGGGAAGAGUGCGCUUCAGACCACGGUUUUGACCGUGCAGCACAAGAUGCGUACGCAAUCCGCUCGAUACAAAAAGCGCAACACGCCACCAAAGCUGGUCUCUUCGCCCCAGAGAUCGCACCUGUCUCCGUUCCCGGUCCUAGAGGGAAACCAGCAACCGUCGUCGAUAAAGAUGAAAAGCCUCAGAUGCCACUCAACGAAGAAAAGCUUAAGGCAAUGAAACCCGCUUUCAAAACUGAUGGCUCCGGCACCGUGACAGCGCCAAAUGCCUCUCCUCUUUCCGAUGGCGCUUCUGCUCUCGUGAUCGUUUCCGAGGAAUUCAUGAAGGAGAAGAACCUCACUCCACUAGCGAAGAUUUUAGGCUGGGGCGACGCAGCACAAGCUCCUUCAAAAUUCACUACAGCCCCUUCCCUCGCGAUUCCUAAAGCUCUCAAGCAUGCUAGCACCGACAUCAGCGAGGUCGACGCCUUCGAAAUCAACGAAGCUUUCAGCGUGGUAGCUCUAGCGAAUUUGAAACUGCUUGGCCUGAGCGAAGAGAAAGUCAAUCUACACGGUGGAGCUGUGGCGUUAGGGCAUCCGUUGGGGUGCAGUGGGUCGAGGAUCGUGACAACGUUGCUGGGCGUGUUAAGAGAGAAGGGAGGAAGGGUGGGGUGUGCUGGAAUCUGUAAUGGAGGCGGUGGGGCGAGUGCCAUCGUUAUCGAGAAUUUGCAGGGCAAGGGAGAGACCAAUGGGCACUCGAAUGGGACGAAUGGUGCAUAG